GCCACACUUGCCCAAUAGUUCACGCGAGACUGUCGCCAUGUUUGGUUAUUUUAUUUGUUUUUAACGCGGAGUAACAUCAGAUAAUUUGAAGCGCUCCUAGUCGAAUGUGUCGUGGAAUUUUGUUUGAAUGAAUAAAUUAAAAGGAACGCGUCCGCACUAUAUUACCGUACAUUAUUUUUUUGUCAGUGCAGUAGCAUCCAGUGAGAAAAUCAACACAAACAACAAUUGUUCCAUUUGCACAAAAAUAGCCUAAAAUUUUAACAGCAACAACAGCAGCCGCGGCACCAAUACCAACCACAAUAACAACAACAACAGCAACACUGUAACUGUAAAACGCCGCAACGCAACAGAGCAAAAAGCGCUGAAAAGUGUUACACAAAGUGAAAUUGCCUUUUGCGGCACACACAAAAAAAAAUUAAGUACACGGCACAGCAGCGGCAACACAACAACAACAGCAGCAGUAGCAACAACAUCAAAAUAACAAACAACAUUUUGUGCGUGUACGUUUACUUUUGAGAGUUGUUGUAGUUGAGCCGCGAACAAUUCCAAUUGGAGUUCACUGCUGACUGCAUCUAGAGAAGGACAACAACAAACAUACAAGUAAAAACAAAAACAAAAUAAUCAUGGGCGAUUUUGAUUUAAAUGUGGACAGUCUCAUACAACGGCUGCUGGAAAAUUUCAAAAAACAAAAAGAGGCCGAGGAGCAUGCACAGAAGCUGCUCAUCGCUCAGCAAUUGGCCGCUGCUGGCGGCGGCAGUGGCAGCGGCGUCUCUGCCUCCAGUUCGGCCGCCUGUUUAGUGGGCGGCAGUAGCAGCAGCAGCAGCUGCAGUGGCGCCACCGCCGCAUCGGCAGCAGCAGCAGCAAUGACAGCAAACGAUCCGCUGGACGAGCUCACCGAACAGCAGCGCCGCAUGCUGCAGCAAUACUCGAUAUCGCCGCCCAGCGAGACAAUGAUAUCGGCCGAUGGCGAUCAGAUAACGGUGCAUCAUCCGCGCGAGGAGCCCAAGAAAUCCAGAUUGAAAUUGCGCGACUUCUUCGUCGCCGAAUUUGUGCGCAGCUGCCGCACCGGCAAACAGGUGCAGAUGACGGAGGCGGAGGUGCGCGGCUUGUGCUUGAAGUCGCGCGAGAUAUUCCUGCAGCAGCCCAUACUGCUGGAGCUGGAGGCGCCACUGAUCAUCUGCGGCGACAUACACGGCCAGUACACAGACCUGUUGCGGCUGUUCGAGUACGGCGGCUUUCCACCGACGGCCAACUAUCUGUUCCUCGGCGACUAUGUGGACCGGGGCAAGCAGUCACUGGAGACGAUCUGUUUGCUCCUGGCCUACAAGAUCAAAUAUCCCGAGAAUUUCUUCUUGUUGCGCGGCAAUCACGAGUGCGCCAGUAUUAAUAGAAUUUAUGGCUUUUACGACGAGUGCAAGCGUCGCUAUAAUGUCAAACUAUGGAAGACCUUCACAGACUGCUUCAACUGUCUGCCGGUGGCCGCGAUCAUCGACGAGAAGAUCUUUUGCUGCCACGGCGGCCUCAGUCCCGACCUGCAGGGCAUGGAGCAGAUUCGUCGCCUGAUGCGACCCACAGAUGUGCCCGACACUGGGCUGCUGUGCGAUCUGCUCUGGAGCGAUCCCGACAAGGAUGUCCAGGGCUGGGGCGAGAAUGAUCGUGGUGUUAGCUUCACCUUCGGCGUUGAUGUGGUAUCCAAAUUCUUGAAUCGACACGAGCUGGACUUGAUUUGUCGUGCGCAUCAGGUCGUUGAGGAUGGCUACGAGUUCUUUGCGCGACGUCAGCUGGUCACACUGUUCUCGGCGCCCAACUACUGCGGCGAAUUCGACAAUGCUGGCGGCAUGAUGACCGUGGACGAUACGCUCAUGUGCUCAUUCCAGAUAUUGAAGCCAUCCGAGAAGAAGGCCAAGUACUUGUACAGCGGCAUGAACUCGUCCCGGCCAACAACACCGCAGCGCAGCGCCCCAAUGUUGGCGACCAACAAGAAGAAAUAAUAUAUCCAUCCGCUUCCAUUUCCUUAAAACCUCAACAAACAGCAGCAGCAAAAACAAUUAACAACAAAUAAACGAAUAACUUUUAUAUAGUAUAUAUACGUACAUAAAUAUGUCAAAAUUUAAUGUGUGCAAACUAGUUGAAAGAUUAAACAAAAAAAAAACAAAAACAAAAAAACCAAAAACAAAAACAAAAAAAAAAUACACACAAAUCCAAGUACAGAAAGAGAAAGUAAUACAAAAACUAAAUACAAAUGAAAUCGCAGCGAACAAAAAGAGUUGCAGAUAAACAACGCAAAACGUGUUAACGGUUUAAUACAAAAAAUAAAAAUAAUAAAAAAUAAAUAUUAAAAAAAAAUAUAUAUAUAUAUAAAUAUAUAUAGUUAUAUGUAUACAUAUGAGUAUACUGUAUAUGUAACUGAUAACGUUAUCAUUAACUGUAUACAACUUCUAUAUUAUUUAUUUACAUUACAUGUACAUACAUGUUGCUAUAUGCAUAUUGAUUACACUACACAACAAAACAAAACACUGAACGACAAUGAACAGAUAAACACUUAAGUUCUUGCAUUUGUUUAUAAAGUAAAGCUCUUGUCUCUGUCCUCUCAAUUGGCUUGUGGCUAACACAUUGUUGAUAUUGGUCAAGAUCACGUCCAAAUUCAACCAAUUCAAACCUAGCCCCGCCUCGCCCCGCCCCGCCUCAUUCCGGCAUCAUUUCAACACACGAUUUAGAGCAACAAGAGUACAGCGAUUUAAGCAAUGAAUUUAUAUAGACAUAUUAAUGUAAACUAUAUACGAUACCUACUUAUAUGUACCGCAACCAAAAUACAUAACAAAUGCAAACAA
This is a messenger RNA of Drosophila mojavensis, 2831 nucleotides long. It is a transcript of the gene flw, whose product is annotated as serine/threonine-protein phosphatase beta isoform. Gene Ontology annotation, cellular component: cytoplasm; nucleus. The transcript is spliced from 6 exons. NCBI's taxonomy places the organism in Eukaryota, Metazoa, Arthropoda, Insecta, Diptera, Drosophilidae. Bases 624 to 1991 code for a protein of 455 amino acids. Gene Ontology annotation, molecular function: protein serine/threonine phosphatase activity. The record is from RefSeq and is a predicted model, not a curated record.